This is a messenger RNA of Microthlaspi erraticum, 957 nucleotides long. Lineage: Eukaryota; Viridiplantae; Streptophyta; Magnoliopsida; Brassicales; Brassicaceae. The record is from the annotation of a GenBank genome assembly.
AUGCUCAAGCCUAAUCCCAGCAACAAGAAACUGACUUUACCUCCUCCAACCACACCAUUGCAAUUGACCAUCGUUGAGCGAGAAACAUCGAAGGUGUUUCAGGCUUUCGUCUCUGGUUUCUGGCUUUCGUUUCUGGAAAUCUGUUAUAUGGAUAGGAUAAGUCUGUUGCCUGAUGAGCUGCUCUUGAGAAUACUGUCGCUACUGCCUACUACGAAAGAUGUUGUGGCCACUAUGGUUUUGUCUCAACGAUGGCUGCCUCUUUGGAAGUUAACGCCAAAACUUGUCUACGACGAUAGCUAUCAAAACAUUGAGUAUGGAAAGUUUUCUCGCUUUGUGGACAGGUCUUUGAUUCUGCACGAGGCACCACUAGACACUUUGCAUUUCAAACUUGUUCAAAACUCUAGUGCUGCUGAUGUUGGUAUAUGGACUGCAAUUGCGGUUAAACGCUGCGUGCGUGAACUGAUAUCGAAUCUUCUCCCAGUACAACUCCAGUCACGCUUCCAAGGAGCUUGUACACAGGGGCCGGUUUUAGUGUCACUUAUAGUCAGCCGGGAAGCUUAUGAGUUGUAUUACUUCAGUCAAGGAGGUGUAUCCUACUGUCUUCCACAGUCUUGUACUUUUAAGGCUAUGCACAUGUCAGGCAGAGUGGUUGAAUCUACUUCUGUGUAUGCUCAGAGUGCCAUAAACCUCGCACUGCCGAGCCACGUCCUUGUUGGAAAGAACCAAGUUCGGUCCCUGGGUGUUUUUCAUCGAGUCUUAGAAACUCUGAUAUGGGCAAACUAUGAAGGAAGAGAAGAAGAGAAACAAGUGGCAGCAUUCAUCUUAAGAAGUGCAAAAUUUUUAAAGAAGGCGACCAUCUCCUCCAAAGCAACCGACCCCAACGAGAAACUAGAGAUGAUCAAGGAAUUGUCAUCCUCACCCAGGCGCUCACCUACAUGUCAGCUCAUAUUUGUCUGA